Molecule: messenger RNA, 1065 nt
Organism: Arabis nemorensis
Lineage: Eukaryota; Viridiplantae; Streptophyta; Magnoliopsida; Brassicales; Brassicaceae
Source: the annotation of a GenBank genome assembly
AUGCCGCCGAGAAACCAGAAGAAAUCAAGUGCAAAGAUGCAACCGGAGAUGGAUUUCGUGAAGGUUUUGGGGAAAGGUUCGUUCGGAUCCGUCAAUCUUUUCAGAUACCCUAAACCCGAUGGUUCGAUGUUCUACAACGCAGUGAAGAUCUCAGACGUUCAACGCUACGAUUCUCUGGACAGAGAGUUUCGGAUUCUGAAAAAACUUAGAGGAUGCCCUAGAAUUGUGCAAUGUUUUGGAGACUAUCUGUUUGAAGAUUUCAAUUGCCAUGGAAACAGAGUUUACAAGAUGGUCAUGGAGUACGCAUCUGCUGGCACUCUCACUUCUUACAUGGAACGAAACAGAAGAUUGUCCGAUUCGAUAAUUAAAAACUUCACUCGUAUGAUUCUACAAGGAUUGGUCUCGAUUCAUAGUCUCGGUUAUGUCCAUUGUGAUCUUAAACCGGACAAUCUCCUUCUUUUUCCGCGUUACGAUGAAGAAACGUGGAAUUGUUCAUACGAUUUGAAGAUUUCGGAUUUUGGAAUGUCGACAAGGGCCAGAGAAAGAUCUCGUUAUUGGAGAAUUAAUUGUCCUUUUGUUGGAACACCUAUCUACAUGUCUCCCGAGUCGGUCCACGACGGUACGGUCGAGAAAGCCCUAGAUUUGUGGUCGCUAGGUUGCAUAGUGUUGGAGAUGUAUAUCGGUAAGCAACCAUGGUCAGAGGUUGAUUCUAAUGAUCUUGAAUAUAAUCUGGUGGACAACAUCGCACCAGAGAUUCCGAAUACGGUGCCUUGUGACGCAAGGAAGUUUCUAGAAACGUGUUUUGCAAGUACCCCUAAGGAUAGAGGAACCGCUUCGGAGUUGUUGUUACAUCCGUUCUUGACCGGAGAAGAGAGAAAGCCAUUGUUGUUGAAGAUGAAGAUCAGCCCGAAGAAGAUGACGGAUAUUUCAGAGAGGCCUAUGAAGUUGGAGACUAUUCCGAUGAAUCCCCCACAAUUUAAGAAAAUUGCGAUUAAACCCCUGAAGUUGAAGGUGAAGAUUUUACCUUGGAGAACUCCAGCUUCCAAUUUGGUUCCUGUUCAGUAG